This is a messenger RNA of Phoenix dactylifera (date palm), 1751 nucleotides long. RefSeq names its product autophagy-related protein 18c-like. The record is from RefSeq and is a predicted model, not a curated record. NCBI's taxonomy places the organism in Eukaryota, Viridiplantae, Streptophyta, Magnoliopsida, Arecales, Arecaceae. Gene Ontology annotation, molecular function: protein binding.
CCCCGCGCGGCCCGGACGCCUGUUAGUACCGUAACCUUCCGGCUCGGCUACGCUUUCCUCGCGAGAGAACAACGGAGCGGAGAAGGGAGAGGAGAGCGUGAGAGAGAUUUUUUUUUUUUUUUUCUUCCCACGCUACGAUCAUCUCAGCUCUCUUUUCGGAUUCUUUCUCGGCGUCCGUCUUUCGCCUCGCGGAAAGAGAGAAAGAGGCAUCGCUGAAACUUCGAGGUUCCUUCACUGGUGUCUGUCCUUCAAUUCUCAUGAGCUCGACAGUUUCAACAUCCCGGGGAAUACAUCCACCAAUGAAGCUUGGCUCACUGGAAUCACGACAUUCAUGGCCAUCGUCAGUCCCUUUUGGUCAACCUGAGCAAGACUUUCAUGAUGAUGAAACUGAACUAUUGUCGGUGUCUUGGAAUCAGGAUUAUGGAUGCUUUGCUGCUGGAACAAGUAAUGGUUUCCGGAUCUUUAACUGUGAUCCAUUCAAAGAAACCUUUAGGAGAGACUUGAAAGGUGGUGGCUUUGGAAUAGUUGAAAUGCUUUUUCGAUGCAAUAUCCUAGCUCUUGUUGGUGGUGGUGCCAAUCCACAGUACCCGCCAAAUAAAGUAAUGAUCUGGGAUGAUCAUCAGAGUCGGUGCAUUGGUGAAUUUGCAUUCAGAUCUGAUGUCCGUGCAGUGAAAUUAAGACAAGAUCUCAUAGUUGUAGUUCUUGAACACAAGAUAUAUGUGUACAAAUUCCUAGAUCUGAAGCUUCUCCAUCAGAUAGAGACUCUGGCUAAUCCCAGGGGGCUAUGCUGCCUUUCCCAUCAUUCUAACACCUCUGUGUUGGCCUGCCCUGGUCUGCACCGGGGACAGGUCCGGGUUGAACACUUUGGUUUGAAGGUGACAAAGUUCAUUAGUGCACAUGAUUCUCACAUUGCUUGUAUCACUCUAACGAUGGAUGGGCUUCUUCUGGCAACUGCAAGCACAAAGGGGACCUUGAUUAGAAUAUUCAACACAAUGGAUGGUACUCGCCUACAGGAGGUACGCAGAGGACUAGACCGAGCUGAUAUAUAUGGCAUCGCUCUCUCACCGAAUGUACAGUGGCUGGCAGUGUCCAGUGAUAAAGGAACUGUCCAUAUAUUUAGUCUUAGAGUCAGAGUGGCAGGAGAGGAUGCAUCUAACCAUCAUGCUGCUGCUCAAGGUCCAGGAAUGGUUCAUCAAAACUCUUCUACUUCUCUUGAUGCCCUUAUAUCUCCAAAUACUGGUACCAACGCCAGCUCAUCGUUGUCUUUUAUGAAAGGAGUGCUUCCAAAAUACUUUAGUUCUGAAUGGUCAUUUGCUCAGUUCCACUUACCAGAAGUCGGCCCCUAUAUUGUUGCAUUUGGGGCUCAAAACACUGUUAUAAUUGUUGGCAUGGAUGGCAGUUUCUACAGGUGCAGCUUCGACCCGGUCAGUGGUGGGGAGAUGUUGCAGAAGGAAUAUGUCCGGUUUUUGAAGGCCAACAAACGACGGCCAAGACCAGCCUCAUCCUGAGAUUGUGGAACAGUCACAUAUCCAAUUGCACUUCAUGUUAAUAGGAGAUUUUAUCUCAAUAUAUUUUCAUAUAUGCCCACUUCACUUUGUGAAUUCUAUAUCAGAAGCUAUAGUAGGAGAUGUUUAGGUAACAAUCAAAAUCCUAGUUCUCCUAUUCAUCAUAGAAAAACUUUUGGCUUAUCAAUACUGCUUUAUUUGUAUCUAAAGUGACUAAAAUUUACAAAGUUUAUUGCAUUUAAACUA